Halichondria panicea is the source of this 2478-nucleotide messenger RNA. Its product is annotated as probable serine/threonine-protein kinase kinX. Bases 113 to 2323 code for a protein of 736 amino acids. NCBI's taxonomy places the organism in Eukaryota, Metazoa, Porifera, Demospongiae, Suberitida, Halichondriidae. Gene Ontology annotation, cellular component: cytoplasm. Gene Ontology annotation, molecular function: protein binding; protein kinase activity; ATP binding. The record is from RefSeq and is a predicted model, not a curated record. Gene Ontology annotation, biological process: protein phosphorylation; signal transduction. The transcript has a single exon.
UGGGUAGACCUGAUAGUGAAAGGAAAUAUCUAACACACCAAACAAACAAACAAAAACCUUUUAACCUUUUUAGUGUAUACAUUCAGUUGGCUAGUUAUUAGCACCUAACACAAUGGCUGAGAGACAAGAGCGUGAAAAAGAGUACAUAUUCCAAAAUGUGCAACUCUUCAAAAAUGAUACCCUUGGUACUGGCUCCUACGGGGUAGUGUGUAAAGCCAAGUGUGACCAGCUACUCUGUGCUGCCAAGCUACUCUAUCCAGUGCUCUUCCAAAUUACUGCUCCUGAUCCUGGCAAAGAACAUAGACAUCCGUUUAGAAGAUUCGAAACAGAGUGCGAAUUUCUAAGUCGCAUCAACCACCCCAACAUUGUACAAUACUUAGGGACCUAUCGAGAUCCCGACACAGAUGCACCAGUUCUUCUCAUGGAGCUCGGGGACGAGAGUCUGACACACUUCCUGGAGUCAUCACCUGGAGACAUUCCCUACUACAUCCAAGUCAACCUCUCCUAUGAUAUAGCUCAAGCACUUGCUUUUCUCCACUCCAAUGGGAUCAUCCAUCGCGACCUCUCCAGCAACAACAUUCUACUGAUUACAGGCAGUCGAGCUAAAGUCACCGAUUUCGGAAUGUCCAAAUUCACAGAAAUAACUCGGCUAGCCACAAUGACCACAUGCCCAGGAACACCAGCCUUCAUGUCUCCCGAGGCAUUAAAUGAACCACCAGUGUACUCAGAGAGACUUGACAACUUCUCAUUUGGUGUGCUUCUUGUUCAGAUCACAACUCGACAGUUUCCAAGGCCAACAGAUCGAUUUGACAAUGUUCAACUUCCCGAUCCACGAAAUCCAGGUAACACAGUUGAAGCAAAAUUGCCGAUACUAGAACUAGACAGACGGCAAGCCCACAUCAACCUGAUUGAGCCUACCCACCCUCUACUGCCGAUUGCUUAUCACUGCCUCAAAGACAGAGACGUUGAACGACCAUCUUCCCAACAGCUUUGUCAAACACUGGAUGCUCUCAUGAGGACAGCCAGGUACCAGGAAAGCUCUCAAAAAGAUCUGCAACAGAUAAUAAGGGGAAAAGAUGAGCAGCUGCAAACAAAUCAGCGGCUUAUAACAGAAAAAGAUGAACAGUUACAAGCAAAGCAACAGACAAUUAUACAAAACAUUGAACAGUUACAUACAAAGCACACUGAAAUCGAUCAACUCACAACUAGAUUAGGGCAAGCAACACAAGAAAACCACACUCUUCAACAAGACAAAACAACUCUUCAACAUGAGGCAGAUGCCAGGGAGAGACAGGUGAGGAGACUCAAUCAAGAGUUGCAAUCAAGUGAGGAGAACACUGCUGCCCUUCGCCAAGCCAUCGAUCAACGAGACAGAGAAGUGACUGAACUGAGACAAACACUGGCAAGCAAGAACGAGGAAAUUCACGAUCUAUUGACUCGAAUGCACCAAGUCGCAGCUCAAGUUACAUUAAUGAGACCUGUCGCAAUAGAGUCACUACCCGAUGCACCGGUUGGUAUUGGGUAUGGUUCAUCAGCUGUGGUUGGAGACAACGCAUACUUCAAGACACGUCAAAAUGAAAGUGUUUAUGAGUUCAGCAACAAUCAGUGGCACGAGUUACCACCUUGUCCCAACAGUGACUUCACUAUUGUCAGUGUUGAAGACAUGCUCACAACUGUGGGGGGAGGGCCAUACAUACAACGCUAUAGUAACAAACUUUUUAGUCACAAACUCUACAGCUACAUUGACAACAAAUGGGUCCAACACUUUCCUCCCAUGCCAACCCCAAGGUGGGGACCUGGAGCUGUAUACGCUAACAACACACUCAUAGUGGCUGGGGGAUAUUACGAUUAUGAAAGUUUAACUACUGUCGAAAUAUUAAACACUGCUAACAUGCAAUGGUUUAUUGUUAGCUCACUACCUGUGCCAACCAAUCAACCAUCAGCGAUGAUCUGUGGAGACUACAUGUACAUACAUCCACAAACUAAUGAUGUUCAAGAGAAGUAUUCAAUAUACAAAUGCUCAUUAAGACAACUAACUCAGUCUCAACCACGAUCAGCUAUAUGGGAGAAGAUUUCUCCUUUGCCAGUUAGCCAUUCCUCUCUUAUUACCAUUAAUGACCACCUGUUGGCAGUGGGGGGGUGGGACACCAAUAGAGAUAAAACUACGGACAUAUAUCAGUACAACAUGACAUCAUGGACUGUUGUUAGUCAAAUGUCAACACCUCGCUCAUUAUGCCUCACUACUGUCCUCCCUGGGAAUAAACUAGUGGUGGUGGGAGGAUAUGGUGCAAACAGAAAAUGUGAAAUAGUUACUUUUGUAUAGAGCCUGCAGCCUUGCAUGCUUGUUCUUAUACUUUUGUGUCUUGUCUUGUCUAGUAUGCUGCAUGUAAAUUAAUAAAUUUGCACAAAAUUAUGUUUAUUAAUUUUUAUAAUCAUUGUUGUUGAGAUUAUAUCUGAUUGUGUGUACAAUCAUAGCUA